Elaeis guineensis (African oil palm) is the source of this 1340-nucleotide messenger RNA. RefSeq names its product protein NEGATIVE GRAVITROPIC RESPONSE OF ROOTS-like. Gene Ontology annotation, biological process: regulation of growth; gravitropism. The record is from RefSeq and is a predicted model, not a curated record. NCBI's taxonomy places the organism in Eukaryota, Viridiplantae, Streptophyta, Magnoliopsida, Arecales, Arecaceae.
AGGAAAGUGGCGACUGCUUAACCAUGGACAAGCUUGGAUGAUAGAAUUAGAGGGGCUCUGUACAUUCUAAUGAUUCCCACUGGCAGAGGAUUUUCUUUUCUUUUUUUUAGCAAGUCAUUGGCAAAGAAUUUUGUUGCCUCCUCUGUUUUGAUUUGAAUUUUGAUAGCUGCUUUGGUUCCUUCUCCCUUUUUGCAAAAGAUCUUGAAAGCCAUCCUCUCUCUCUCUCUCUCUCUCACACACACGCACACAAUACAAAUAGCAAUAUCAAGUUGCUUGGCGAUAUGAGGAUUCUGAGUUGGGUGCAAAAUAAGUUCAACGCGAAACAAGAGAAGAAGAGAUUCGAUGCAGGUUCGAGUUCAGCUCGUCAUGCUUCGAUGCCAGAUGUUCGCAAAGAAGAAUUCAAUGAUUGGCCUCAAGCAUUGCUGUCGAUUGGAACCUUCGGCAACAAUGACUUGAAGGAAGACCCACAGAGACAUGAGCUCUCAGAAAAUCUAGAUUCAUCAGAAAAUUUGGAUGCAUCUCAAGAUUUUCCAGACUUUACAAUGGAAGAAGUGAGAAAGUUACAAAAGGAGCUAACAAAACUAUUAUCUCGCAAGUCAAAAUCUAGCACCAAGGGACCAGAAGUGGUAGAAGAAGAGGAGAGAGCCAAUCUCCCUCUUAAUAGAUUUCUAAACUUCCCCUCAAGCUUGGAGGUCGAUCGGACUGCUUCCCUCAGGUUGCAAGAUGAUUUGGAUAAUAACAAAGGUGACCUCUCUCCCAAUACCAAGAUCAUCUUAAACAAAGCAAAGGAUUGGUUAUUGGAUAACCGCAAUGCAAUGAAGGAAAAAACACUCACAUUUCUUCUCAAGAAAAUAUUUGUGUGUCGAAGUGGCUUCUCACCAACUCCGAGCUUGAGGGAUCCCAUGCCAGAGUCAAGGAUGGAGAAGAUUCUGAGGACAUUACUUCAGAAGAAAAUAUACCCUCGAAGCUCUGCUUCUUCGUCGAUGAGGAAGUGCUUGGAGGAGAGACCUGUGGAGAAUGUGCAGGCAGAGAAAAAGGAGGAGAAGGGGGAGGAUCGGUAUAAGUGGGUCAAGACCGAUUCAGAGUAUAUUGUUCUAGAGAUCUAAAUACAUUUGAUUAAGGAAGUCCUGGUGACUUGAACUUGUUAUACUUCAAAUGUCUCACAUCUAAAGCCCUCUGGAGGAUUGGAGGCAUGGUAUUAGAAAGGAAACCUCAAUGGUCUCACAGAAUAACCAAUGCAUUGCUCACGAAGAAUAUUUUGCAUUUUUUUACUUGAGAUUUUGAGUGUUUACAAGAGAAUUUUUCUUUUGCCGAAUGCCACAUAUUCGUACUGCAAUCUG